Molecule: messenger RNA, 869 nt
Organism: Lontra canadensis (Northern American river otter)
Lineage: Eukaryota; Metazoa; Chordata; Mammalia; Carnivora; Mustelidae
Product: putative coiled-coil domain-containing protein 195
Exons: 3
Coding region: 1-639 (212 amino acids)
Source: RefSeq, a predicted model, not a curated record
AUGGAAGCUAACAUCCAGUGCAUAAGAAUUAUCCAGGAAAUGAGGGCAGAGAUCAAUAAGCUGAAGAAAGAGAAUCAAGUCCUCCGGAUGAAGCUGGCCUCAAGUAGUCAGAGAACCCCAGGCCCCAGCGGAGAAUCAGAAGAUGAGAGGGAAGAGGAAGUCACAGACCUUGGUAACCUCGAAAAAGCAUCCGAAAAAUCUCCAGCAACCCUUCAUGGUGGUGUUUCCGUUGAUGCAGCACCAGCUGUGCACGAACAUCAAGGCAACGUCAUGAUUGUUAGACGCUAUUCCAUCUCCUCACCAAUUCAUUCAUUUGCUGCAAAUGAUCCCUGGAAACCUGAGGAAAGACACCCAAAGAGUGGAAUUCUAGGAGCUCAGGGAAGAAUUAAAUCACUGGCAUGUUCUUCAAUUAAGAAGCAAGACAAUAAAGAAAAGAUGUUUGCAGCAGAUUCUUUAACCAGCACUAGUUCCAACCAAAGAACUUCUCCUGAUCAUGUUUUUGAUAAUGUAACCAGGGACAAGAUAAAGACAGUCAGUUUCCAGUUACCCAUGGACUUGUCUUCAUAUUCCAAAAAUUCAAGUUCUUUGAAGUGUUCACCAAAUCAGACCACAAACCAGCUAAGUACCAUUGCAGAAUAGGCUGUGUGGGGUGAUGAAAUUUAAGAAACAGCUGAUUCCCAAAAAUGAGAACACUGAGGCCCCUCUGGAUCAGUGUCCUCCCCUACAAAGAGCUCUGGAAAGAUUCCCAGUAAGACACACAAAAUGCUUGGCAUCAGGUCAGUGGACUUGUCAAUGGACUUGGCCAAGAAAUGGAAGUAAUUUCUUUAUGUCAUUGUCGAAUACUAAUGUUGAUUGCUGUGCAGUGACUA